UUCAAAUUUGUUAUUAAAAGAGGCAGUUGGAAGAUUAAAAAAGUUAAUUUACAGAUACUUCUCUUGAAUGAUUCACCAAUAGUGAAAGCGUAUUCAGCCUACAUUACCAUUUGGAAAAGUCAUUACUUACCCUGUGUCUUAUGAAGUACUGGCACUUGUUCUGCUUGGAUGCUGUUCAAGUAAAGCAAAAGAUCAAGAUCUAUAGAGAAUCAUAUAACUAUAUCAGAAAGCAGUGAAAAAAUGUCUGACCAUAGUGAAAGUGGGAGUGAGGGUGGUAAUACAAAUGACAUUUGUCGGGAUUUUCUGCGCAAUGUUUGCAGGCGUGGUAAACGGUGCAGAUACCGACACCCAGGAGAGCAAGAAACAACUGAAUUUAAGAAAAUAUCAGAGUACACAUUCUGUCAUGAUUUCAAAAACAAUGGUUGCAGACGACCAACUUGUGCAUUUCUCCACUGUACAAGGGAGGAAGAAGAGCAUGCUAGAUCAACAGGUGAGCUUCCGCCACGUGUUCUGCAAGCUGCCUCGCUUGGCAUCGGUGUGAAUCAUGCAGAAAUGGUGGCUAAAGGUCGUGUUCCUAUAUGUAAGGAUAAUUUGAAAGGUAGUUGUCAACGUGGCGAUCAGUGUAAAUAUCGUCACAUAUCAAGUGCGGAAUAUGAAUUUUUACAGCGAAAAUCAGAAGGAAGGGAAGUUUUUAAUAAAGAAGUUUUUAAUAAGGACCCAAGAAUUGAUAGGUUCGAGUUUGAACCUGAAGUGAGCAUAAAACGCAGGAGACUUGAUCCAGAGUUUUCAAAUGAUGGAUUUAGAUCUUUUGAGAGUAGAUACCCACAGCUUUCACCAAAUUCAAAGCCACGUAGCUAUCAGCUGCUUGAAGACGAGAAUGCAAUGUUGAGAAAGAAAGUGGAUGAGCUGAAAAAGCAAGUUGCAGACCUCACAGCAACUAACGAGGUACUCUUGGAGCAAAACGCACGCUACAGAGUGAGUAAAACCAGUAUAUUGCAGACAUUAAACUCCGCUGGUGUUCAGGCUGCACUGCAAGCUUCAUCCUUGAAUCAUUUAAAUAACAGCCUAGCACAGCAAAUAGCGCUGAGCAAUGACUUGUCCACUAUAACGCAGCAGCAGCAACAAGCUUUACAACAGCGAAUGGUCCAUGAGGUGAUAGCUGCUUCCCAAGGCCCAGGGGGGCAGUGCAGCAUUGCAGCACCUCAGACGCUCAACACCGCUACCCUGUCAAUGAACCCGCCUGUGAUUGUACCCAUCUCUCUCCCGCAAACAAUGUCUGGCCUGCAACCAUCCAAUAACCAGAGCCUAGCCCAGAGUAUCGAUAUUAAUGGCUCACUGGUCUCCUACCCUAUUGUUUCGCAAGGGCUGAGAAUGACUGCGAGUAGUCUAGCCCACUGACAGUGACUGUUCACUCUGUAAUGUUGCCUGCUAUUUACUUCCCUGGUGAUUUCAAGCAUGUCUGCACACAGGAAAAUGAUUGGGAUCCCAUGCCGAAAGCUGCCACACCUGGCCAGUUGGAUGAGCCCUGGGUCGUGACACAUCUGGUAUCCAGUCCAAAAGGGAUGAACAUCCUUAGUGAUAUGGACAUUGUCCAUCUCUGGGCACAGUAAAAUGCUUCUAUGAAUAUGCCUUAUUCAUCCAGAUAUGUUGUAUUUUUUCUGGCUAUAAUAUAUGGCGUUAUUCUGCCUAACACAUAUUUAUGCCCCCCUUCGAAGAAGAGGGGGUAUAUUGCUUUGCUCAUGUCGGUCUGUCGGUCAGUCGGUCUGUCGGUCGGUCUGUCUGUCCACCAGGUGGUUGUCAUACGAUAAUUCAACAACGCUUGGGCCUAGGAUCAUGAAACUUCAUAGGUACAUUGAUCAUGACUCGCAGAUGACCCCUAUUGAUUUUGAGGUCACUAGGUCAAAGGUCAAGGUCACGGUGACUCUAAAUAGUAAAGUGGUUUUUUGAAUGAUAAUUCAAGAAUGCAUACGCCGCCAACAGGGCACACUCUGAACAAUAUUACUGAAGCAACUGGUCUGUAAUCCUAAAUCUAUAAUUAUCAGUCCAAUGAAACAUCAUCCUUUUAGUAAAAUACAGUGGAUCAGUAAAAAUAUUAUCAGAAUAUGAGAUUUUUUGUAUAUUUUGUAUAUUAAAUAUUGUGUUAAUGUUUAAUUUUGUUGAUUAAUAUAAAUAUAAGCAGGACAGGGGAGUUAAUACACUACAGGGGAAACAAAUGCAAUAAGUUUAAAUUUAUUGUUACAGAUUUGCCUCCCUUGUAAUAUAUUUAAAUUUUACCAAAUGUAAGGCUAACUGCAUUUUUGUAAUGCAUACUACUACUACUACUACUACUUCUACUACUACUACUAAUACUACUAGUACUGCUACUACUGCUGCUGCUGCUGCUGCUGCUGCUGCUGCUGCUACUACUACUACUACUUCUUCUACUAAUACUACUACUACUACUACUACUACUACUACUACUACUACUACUACUACUACUACUACUACUACUACUUCUACUACUACUACUACUACUACUACUACUACUACUACUACUACUACUUCUACUACUACUACUACUACUACUACUACUAUUUCUUCUGCUACCACCACCACCACCUACUACUACUACUACUCUAUUACUACUACUACUACUCUAUUACUACUACUACUACUACUACUACUACUACUACUACUACUACUACUACUACUUCUACUACUACUACUACUACUACCACCACCACCACCACCACCACCACCACCACCACAAAAAACGUAUUCACACAAUGGCUGCUACUACAACUUAUAGCCCAUAUAGGGGGGCAUGCAUGUUUUACAAACAGCCCUUGUUAUGCAUUCAGUUAAAAUACUUAGACAGUACAACUGUGCAUGCUUGGACAGGAUACGCUUAUCUGACGAGAUAAUCUGUUUUGUUUUAAAGCUGAUGUUUUAGGUCAUCCUAAAAACGACUUGUAGGGCCUUGAAAAGGGGCCAUGGAUUGAUUCCUAUCUGGCUUGUUACAUUCAGAGGUUUUACUUGAUCAGAUUUUCAAGAAGUAUUGUUAGGUUUCUAUGAACAAAUAACAACAGACAAAAUCUAUUAUGGUCUGUAUAACAUUGGUCUUUACAAGCAUUUCAAAGCUAAAACCUGAAAACAACUUCAUAUUGUCAGACAUGGUAAACAAGUCAGGUAUAUGUACUUUGUUAAGUGUUGCAAUUAAAACAAAUCCAUAAGCACAUCAGAACAUGUCAGGUACUUUGUUUAUUGUUACAUUUAACAUGACACGUUUUUAGCUCACAUGAAUAGUGAUCUAUUGUGAUCACUCUAUGUCCGGCAAAUUAUCAUCUGAGUCAUAUAUGUCCAAAAAACAGGUCACCAGGUCCAAUCUUGGAAAAACAUUGUAACCAAUUUAUUGGCAACCUUAUUAGUUCAAUCUUUAUGGAACCUUGGUCUAAAUUUUCAUUUUGGCAAUGCUUAGGCCAUUUUUGAAUCUGGGUCCUAUGCAUAAAAACUCAGUCACCAGGUAAUAUAUCUUUAAAAAAUCUUGUUACCACUCUAAAUGAUACAUUUAUUACUCAAUCUUUAUUCAACUUGGUAAGCAUGUUUAUCUUGACAAUACUUUGACCAAGUUUGAACCUUGGUCACAUGACUCAACAAACUUGGGCACAAGCGCUGUAUAAGCAAUAUUUAUUUCUUAGUCUUGAUGAAACUUGGUCAAAAUAUUUAUUUUGUUUGAAUCAGGGUUAAGUGUGGUAGAAAACUAGAUAACCUGGUCAAGACGUCAGCAGUUGGUGUCUGUGACUCAGGUGAAUGCUUAAGGGCCUACAUGGCCUUCUUGUUGUACACAAUUCAAAGGCAUAGUAGAACAUGUCUUGUACUUGGAUCAAUGAUACUAUCUAAAGUCGCGUUCUGAGAAAACUGGACAUAAUGCAUGUGCGUAAAGUGUCGUCCCAGAUUAGCCUGUGCGGAUUGCAGGGACGACACUUUCCGCCUAAAUUGGAUUUUUGCUAAGAAGAGACUUCAUUUAAACAAAAAAUGUCAUAAAAGCGGAAAAUGUCGUCCUUGAUUAGCCUGUGCGGACUGCACAGGCUAAUCUGAGACGACACUUGACGCACAUACAUUAAACCCAGUUUUCUCAGAUCACGACUCAUAUGCUUAGCAGGCUUCAAUACAGAAUGACAGAAAGUGAGACCGGUUAUGAUGGAAACUUGUUGACUUGUGUAUGAAUGAAGCAAAGUGUGGGGAAACAUGUUUUGUUAUCAAUGUUCAUUUGUUUGGGGUACUAGAUUUUUGUUUUUAUCUGAUUUAAAUAAUGAAUACACAGUUGUGUUUUCUGUGUUUCUGAGAAUUUAUUCAACAAUAAGGAUCAAUUAAAAUUGAGUUUGUUGGAUAUAUAUUUUGUAUUGUUGUUGUUUAAACCCUGUAUUAUUCUGUUUGAAUAUACUGUCUGUUUUGAGUGUUAUUUGAUGUGAAUUAUCCAUGAUUGUUCCCUAUGAUUGGUUGACAUUUUAUUUAUACCUUUAGACAUUUUAAGCUCACCUGAGCACAACGUGCUCUUGGUGAGUUUUUGUGAUCGCCUUUUGUCCGUCGUGCGUCGUGCGCCGUCAACAAUUGCCUUGUUAACUCUCUAGAGGCCACAUUCAAUGUCCAAUCUUCCAGAAAUUUGGUCAGACAAUUGGUCUCAGUGAUAUCUUGGAUGAGUUCGAAAAUGGUAACGUUUGCUUUAAAAACAUGGCUGCCAAGGGGCGUGGCAUUUUUCCAUAUAUGGCUAUAUAUGGCUAUAGUAAAAUCUUGUUUACACUCUAGAGACCACAUUUAUUGCCAAAUCUACAUGAAACUUGGUCAGAAGAUUUAUCCCAAUAAUAUCUUGGACGAGUUCGAAAAUGAAAACAAUGCCGGUUGGUUGAAAAACACGGCCGCCAGGGGGCGGGGCAUUUUUCCUUAUAUGGCUUAAGUAAAACAUUGUUAACACUCUAGAGGCCACAUUUAUUUUCCGAUCUUCAUGAAACUUGCUCAGAUGAUUUGUCCCAAUGAUAUCUUGGUUGAGUUUUAAAAUGGUAACCUUUGCUUGAAAAACAUGUCUGCCAAGGGGCGGGGCAUUUUUCCUUAUAUGGCUAUAUAUGGCUAUAGUAAAAUCUUGUUUACACUCUAGAGGCCACAUUUAUUGUCCGAUCUUCACGAAACUUGGUUAGGACAUUCAUCCAAAUGAUAUCCUGGACGAGUUCGAAAAUGAUGCCGGUUGGUUGAAAAACAUGGCCGCAAGGCAUUUUUCCUUAUAUGGCUAUAGGUAAACCUUGUUAACACUCUAGAGGCCACAUUUAUUUUCGGAUCUUCAUGAAAGUUGAUCAGAAGAUUUUUCCAAAUGAUAUCUUGGAUGAGUUCAAAAAUGGUUUUGGUUGCUUUAAACUUUUGGACAACAAAUGUGGCUAUAGUAAAACCUUGUUAACACUCAAGAGGCCACAUUUAUUCUCCAAUCUUCAUGAAACUUGGUCAGAAGAUUUGUCCCAAUAAUAUCUAAGGUGAGCGACUUUGGGCCUUUCAGGCCCUCUUGUUUAGGUACAUUUACUGGUGUUUAUGUAAACUGUCACUGUGGCUGGUUCAUGCCAACCCACCAGAUCUUAUAAAAUGCAAAUGGGCUGUGCUCUGUGAAAAAGGGGUUUUAUGCAUGUGCGUAAAGUGUCAUCCCAGAUUAGCCUGUGCAAUUCACACAGGCUAAUCAGGAACGACACUUUCCACUUAAAAUGAAUUUUUGCUGGAAAGAGACUUUCUGUGAACGAAAAAUACCACAAAAGCGGAAAGUGUCGUCCCUGAUCCUGAUUAGCCUGUGCAGACUGCAAAGGCUAAUCUGAGACGACACUUUACGCACAUGCAUUAAACCUCUUUUUCACAGAGCACGGCCCAAAUGUUUUGUUCAAAGUCUGUUUUGGUAUUUCAUGUUGUUAAAACCUAUUAUUUUAUCGUUAUAUGUAUAUCAGUUUUGGUGAUGUCAUUUGCUUCUUCAAUUUAAAUUAUUUACAUACAAUUUUAAAAAUAACAAUUGCACCUAUUAUUCAUCUACUAUUAUUGUUUAUAUUUACAGUAAUUGGCGUCAAUUGCAAGACUUUAAUCACAUUAAUGUGCGGUUUUUAAAUCAAUACGUUCCAGAUAAGUUUUUCUUCCCAUCUAUAUCAUGAGAACUCACACUAUAAUGAUGUCUAAAGUUCAGUUUAAAUCCUGAAUAAACAACUUCAUAAUAUGCAUCGAAUAAUGAAUACUUAGAAAAAAAGUUAGAAAAAAUGUUCAGAAACACUUACAUUAAAAAAUGAUAUAAAAUUGUUGACGAUAUGUUCAUUUAUAAACAUUUCUAAUGGCAUGCGAGUUUUACUGUAUUAUAUAAAAUUCUUAUUGUUCAAAGAACUUUCAGAGCAACAUGGCAGUUUCAGAUAAUAUUACAAAUAUAUUGUACCUUUAGUGCUGUUUGUAAAAACAUACCUUACCUUAUAAUUAUUAUUAUCACCAAUGGAUCACUACCUUGAUUGUUAAUAGCUGUUCAUAGUUUACAAUUUGAAAAUUUAUUAAUUAUAAUGUUAAAUUUGUUGAGUGCAAACAAUUAAUGUUAAAUGUUUAAAAAUGACUAAAGUGUGAUGUGUGCAUGUGAACUAAAGAAAAUUAAAA
Messenger RNA from Dreissena polymorpha, 6633 nucleotides. RefSeq names its product zinc finger CCCH domain-containing protein 10-like. Lineage: Eukaryota; Metazoa; Mollusca; Bivalvia; Myida; Dreissenidae. Gene Ontology annotation, molecular function: metal ion binding. Bases 241 to 1398 code for a protein of 385 amino acids. The transcript has 3 exons. The record is from RefSeq and is a predicted model, not a curated record.